This is a messenger RNA of Papaver somniferum (opium poppy), 630 nucleotides long. RefSeq lists its product as uncharacterized. Bases 1 to 630 code for a protein of 209 amino acids. The transcript has a single exon. The record is from RefSeq and is a predicted model, not a curated record. NCBI's taxonomy places the organism in Eukaryota, Viridiplantae, Streptophyta, Magnoliopsida, Ranunculales, Papaveraceae.
AUGAAAGGAGAAGCUUGGAGACCUUGUGAGGAGGUGGAAGAAGAAGAAGCGUGCGAAGCUUCUGAGAUGGCCGUCUUCCCGUAUACUAACGGAAUUGCUAGCAAAUUCGCUCAAACUGUUUUAGCUCAACAGUUCUUUGAUUCCCUUGGCUUCCGUGAGAAUCAGAUUCGCGAAGCAUCCAAGGCUAUCACGACGAUUGCAUCCGGAAAAGCAUAUAACACAAUGCCCAGAGAAGCGAUCACCUUUACAGAUGAAGAUAUAUGCUACCCGGGAGAGCACCUUCGUCCUCUAUAUUUGACGGCUUUUAUUAACAAACAACCUCUUAAGCGAGCUUUCAUAGAUGGCGGAGCUUCCCUGAACUUAAUUUCACUACACACAUUAGAGUCCUUGGGAGUGUCAAAGGCAGCAAUUAAGAUGCGUUCGACGACUGUAAGAGGAUUUGGAGGACAGACUCAUACGGGAAUUGGGAUAGUGCAUUUGAUGAUGAAAAUCGGGCCCAUUAGAGCGCUCACGCCUUUUUAUGUACUUGAGGACGACACUACCUUCCAUGUGCUACUAGGGCCAGGAUGGAUUUUGAAUCACAAGGUAGUAGCAUCGACGUAUCACCAAUGUGUCAACACCAAUAUUUAA